Haemorhous mexicanus (house finch) is the source of this 2364-nucleotide messenger RNA. It is a transcript of the gene NME5, whose product is annotated as NME/NM23 family member 5. Gene Ontology annotation, molecular function: nucleoside diphosphate kinase activity. NCBI's taxonomy places the organism in Eukaryota, Metazoa, Chordata, Aves, Passeriformes, Fringillidae. Gene Ontology annotation, biological process: negative regulation of oxidative stress-induced intrinsic apoptotic signaling pathway; UTP biosynthetic process; spermatid differentiation. The record is from RefSeq and is a predicted model, not a curated record. Bases 1018 to 1644 code for a protein of 208 amino acids. The transcript is spliced from 6 exons.
GGCGGGUGGAGAGAGUCAGGGAGCAUGGGGACACGGCAGGCAGCGGGCGAGGGAAGGGCUGCAGGUGCCAUUGUGUGCAGUUCUCUGAGGUUCUCAGGAUCCCCCGCAGCAUCCUGCGUUAGCAAUUCCCUCUAAAAGGUUAAGAGAGCUGAGGGUGUUUAGCCUGGAGUAGCAAAGGUUCCAUGGAGACCUUCGACUCUGUCCAAGUGCCUAAAGGGGCUCCAAAAGAGAUGGAGAGGGACUUGGGACAAGGACAGGGAGAGGCAGGAAAAGGGGGAAUGGCUUCCCACUGGCAGAAGGCAGCGUUAGGUGGGAUACUGGAAAGCAGUUCUUGGCUUUGAGGGUGAUGAGGCCCUUGCACACGUCCAGUGAGGCUGUGGCUGCUGCAUGCGUGGAAGUGUUCAAGGCCAGGUUGGAUGAGGAUUGUAGCAGCCUGGGUUGAUGGAAGAUGUUCCUGCCCAUAGCAGGGUGGAACUGGAUGGUCUUUAGGGUCCCUCCCAACCCUAACCAUUCUGUGAUGAAAAGGUUACAAAUGAACACAGGUCUGUCAGAAACCCCCUCACUGGUUCCACCACUCCCAACACAAUUUCUGUGCUCUCAGCUUGCCAGUAUGUCUGCUCAGUCAGAAAACCGGCAUUUUGUCUGGAGCCCAUAAAUACAGGAAUUAAAUAACCAUUGAGAAAUUACCCCAAUGCUUAUGGUGAACCAGCUCCAAGUCAUUAGUCCCACCCACAGACCUCCUGUCUGAGGAUAAAGAUUUGGGGUUUGAAGGAGCUCAUGGUGGAUGGAGGGUGUGGGAGCACAGGGAGCCCACAUCAGGGUGUGUGAUAAUGCCUCUCUCUCCUCAAACAUUGUCCAACUUUGUGAAUAACAACAUUAAAUUUUGGCCUUGUUUCCAUAAAAUGCCACUGCACUGAAAAUGGGAAUAUGAACUACAGAGUGCUAACAAGUGUAGAGAACAUCUCAUUUAUUUUGUGAGUACGAAAUGGGCAAGUGAAUUCUAAUUUAGAAGCCAGGAUGGAAGUCUUAAUGCCUGAACCUCAGAUUUAUGUGGAAAGAACUCUGGCUAUCAUCAAACCAGAUGUCAUUGGUAAAGAAGAAGAAAUAGAGGAUCUCAUUCUCCGAUCAGGAUUCCACAUCCUUCAGAAACGGAAGCUCCAGUUAAGCCCAGAGCAAUGUAGCAACUUCUAUGCAGAACAAUUUGGAAAAAUGUUUUUUCCUAAUUUAACAGCCUAUAUGAGUUCUGGUCCUAUAGUUGCUAUGGUUCUUGCUAGAAAUUGUGCAGUCUCAUACUGGAAGGAAUUGCUUGGACCAUCCAACAGCCUAAGAGCUAGGAUAACUCACCCUCACAGCUUAAGAGCCCUCUAUGGGACUGAUGAGCUGAGGAAUGGGCUCCACGGCAGUCUCAGCAUCUCCUCAGCAGAGAAGGAAAUUCGGUUCAUUUUUCCAGAAGCAAUCUUGGAGCCAGUUCCCACUGGACAGAGGGCUCAGGAUUACCUGAACCUGUAUGUGAAGCCCACGCUGCUGGCAGGGCUCACUGCCCUGUGCAAAGAGAAGCCAGGAGACCCCAUGAUUUGGCUUGCUGACUGGCUGAUUGAACACAAUCCUAAUAAACCUAAGCUACAAUAUCGCGUCUCUCAGUAAGAGCAUCAGCAGUGAGAGUUUGGUGGAAACCAUCUCACACAUUCCAAGUUACAGAUGUGUAUUGUCAUUUUUGGUCCUUUGACUGUAUAACCAACACUGUCUAAAGUAAAUGCAUUUGUCAUAACUUCUUAUGUCCUCAUGGGAUAAAUAACCCUGCACUUAACCAGGAUGUAGUGGUUCUAAUACCUUCUCUGCUGACAAAGUGACUGUAGAAUUAUACAAUAAAUUUAUGGCAUUGGGUGAUUAGGAAAAGACAAUGUUCUCAGUGGGUGUGACUUACUGCUGUUGUCCACAUUUUCUUAGUUUGGCUGUGUAGGAGAAUAAAAUCAUUUACAGCAGUGUGGAUUCCCAAAUGAAAUCCACCUGACCUGUGCUUUGUGAAGCCAAGGGUUGUGUUUCAGUGAUUUUUUUUAGCAUAAAUUUAGUUACAAAGGGAGGUACUUGGAUGUAAUACAAUUACUGGAGGCAUGUUAGCAACUUUGGUAUUUUAACUGCUGAUUACAUCGCCCAGCUAAGGUUGUUCUUGAAGAUGAUUCACUUGAGUCUGAUGUAUUUUGUCAGAAUGUAAUCUGAACGAUUUAUUUGAAGGUACAUUCAAUGCACCUUUCCCAUCUUGUUGGCAAAAGGCUCAGGGACUACAUAUAACAGGAUGUAUUUUAGUCAAGGACUAAGGUUGUCUUCCAACAUAUGUUUGCAAUAAAGGUGCUUAAUUGGAACAGC